Spodoptera littoralis (African cotton leafworm) is the source of this 1161-nucleotide messenger RNA. The record is from the annotation of a GenBank genome assembly. Lineage: Eukaryota; Metazoa; Arthropoda; Insecta; Lepidoptera; Noctuidae.
AUGGUUAAUUUUUUUGGAAGGAAAUCUUCUUCAAACCAUAUUUCGAUCAAUACAAUAGAUCAAGAAGUGCAAACAAUACUUUUGCCUCUAAAUACGAUGCAGUACAUCAUGUUCAACCCAAAAUAUCGCAUCAAAAAUAAUUAUAUAUUCCCAAAUAACCUUCUGACUAACUGCCUAUCUCUAACUGCAAAAAUAUUUUUUAUAAUCUCCUACGGUUAUAGUACAUAUUUUAGUGUACAAUAUACAGAAGAACUACCUGUUAUUUUUCAACAAUUCCUAUAUUUUUAUGAUUUCGUCUUCUACUGCAUCGGUUUCAUUGUAGUUUUUGUCAUUCAGAUUACUCAAAGUAAAAACUCUCUCAUGUUCGUGUUGGUAUUUCAAAAAGUACACAGGGUACUUAACAAUGAGAUCAAAACCAAGCGAACUGUUUUUUCUAUUUGGACCGUAGUGAUCCUCACAUCCUUGUUCUUUCCUUGUUACCUCACUGCCUAUAGCAUAUUAGCGAGUUUCCCUUUUCAUUUCUUAAUAGCCAGUUUCUUUUUUGCGGUUUUUGAUUUUAAUAUCGUCUAUGCAACACAAGUGAUGAAGUUACUGACAAAUAAAGUGGAUCUGUGGAACAGCUACGUUGAACAUGGCGAGAAACUGGAAGACAGGCAUGGAGGAGAUUACUAUGAGAAACUGUUUCAGACAUACGUUGACAUAUUGGAAUGUUAUGACAUUCAUAAUAGUUGCUAUCGGGCAUUCAUAAUGUUUUACAUUAUGGAGGUAUUCAACCAUUCUCUGGUUUAUAUUGAAGAAGCGCUGAUGGUCAUACAAUACGGUUUUGAAUAUUAUGAAAGUAUAAGUCAAAUAUCUUGGGUAACAAUAUUAAUAUUUAUAUGGCUGUUGAAGAAUUUUUUAUUGCUCACAAAGCUGAUACAUCAAUAUGAAAAGUUUUAUAUAGCGGUUGGCAAUGCUCACGAUACUUGUACACACAUGUUAAGAACAACAAACUCUGAUGCUGAAAAAAGGCUAUGUAAGAACAUGUUACGCGUGCACCGAGCUUCGUUCAGUAAGAUGAGUCUGUACGGCAUGUUCCACGUGGACGCGGUGUUACAGCAGGGGCUGAUGAUGCUCCUUACUGAAUAUACUGUUGUAUUACUACAGUUCACAUUUUUAUAA